AUGGAUGGCGCUUCUCAUGAAAAGGAAUGCUCAUUAAAUAGUGGUACUGCGCCAAUCAAUGAACAGCGGUUAGCAUCCAAUGAUAGCACCCCACGACGUAAGAGGCUUGCGUGUACCAACUGUCGACGGAGGCGUAAGAAGUGUGAUCUGGAACAUCCUUGUGGAAAUUGCGUCAGGUUGAAUCUGGAGUGCAUUAUGAACGUGGAAGACAUGAGGAAGAAAAGGCACGCUGCGAGUUAUGUUGAAACGCUGGAAUCACACGUUGCCUUGCUCGAAGCCAAAGUCAAGUUAUUGUCAGAUCGGCUAUCUCUAGUGGAUGGAAGUGGCGUUGAGGAUGUAGACUUAGAACUGCGUCACCCUCAGGACGGUCUAAACCUUAAGGCUUCGAGCCGUGAUCUGGACAGUGCCAGAGCGGGGAGUCUCGUAGGAUCAACCUACAGUGCAUCUAAUAGUAACCAUGACGAUGGGUUGCGUAAGAAGGGCUUUGUUAAGGGCAGUAUAUACCCUGAAGGGCCAGCAAGUUAUAAGCCAAAGAAAGUGGAUCAGACUAUGUCUAACCCGAAGCAACGGAUUGCUGAUCUGAAGACGGCAGUAAUUGUGCGUAAAAGUCAUGAGGAUGGAGAAGCUUUAAAUGCCAAUGAGGAUAUUUUGAGGAGCCUGUCCAACUUCUAUAUCUGGUUGUACCCGGGUCAUUUCGUAUUCGUUCAUCGAGAGAGCUUUCUCUAUGGUUUCUUCAACCAUAGCGAAGAUAAUUAUGAGAACUCCCAGUACUGUUCUGAAGAACUAAUUCAUGCAGUUGCUGCUGUAGGUGCCAGAUUAGUACCAGAGAUGCGAGCACUGUCGGAUAGCUACUAUCACAAGGCCAAAGAGAAGCUUCUACAGGUUGUUUUCGAUGAGCAAAGUAUUGCUAAGAUUACUACUGUACAGGCACUCCUAUGCCUGGCUUUCUAUGAACUAGGAGAUGGAAAUAACCAGAUGGCAUGGUACUUUUCGGGCCUGGCAAUCCGGGUGGGAUACGAUAUGGGAUUCCAGUUGGAUCCUCGAGUAUGGGUCACAGAUGAGUCCAGUUCCAACAAGCUUUCUCAAAGCGAGCUGGAAAUCAGGAGCAGAAUCUAUUGGGGGUGCUACAUUGCAGACCAUUUCAUCUGCUUACUGCUGGGAAGAUCUUCUACUUUAAGCGUUUCAAACUCAACCAUACCCGAAAGCGAUGAGUUACCCGAAAUGAAUGGAACGGAGGAGUUUCGAUUUCUAAGUCAGCAUAUUUUACAAGUAUCGUUGCCCCUGAAAAACCUGUUGAUCCUGUCCAGGAUUGUACAGGUUUUCACGGCCAAGAUAUUUAUAGAGCCAAGCAGCACUGCACAACGCAUUGAACACCUUACUAAGUUUAAUUUGCGUGUUUACAAAUGGCGGCAGUCACUUCCGGAAUUCUUGAAGUGGUCAAAAAGCGUGAUCGAAAACUUAGAUCGCUCGACGGAUCCUACGAUAUCUUACUUCUGGUACCACUACUACAUUGUCCUGCUGACAUUCAAUAAACCGUUUAUGGAGGAUUGUAGGGAGUCCGAGACACUGGUGCUGGAGGUGUUGAGCGAACUGAAAACCAUGCUUUCGAAUUUCGAGACCAGGUUUGGCAGCUUUGGGAAGGGAGGUAUCUACCAGCUCUACAGCUGUUUGUUGUCCGUGGCGUGCUCACAGAAACUCUCGAAUAUGAACGCUGGAAGCGAAUCCGCGAGAGAUUUGGAUUUCUUCAAAAAUGUGCUGCAAAAAUUCAGCAGCAGCUACGACCUGCCCCGUAGACUGCUUGAUGAACCGGACCUAGAAAUGGACAAGGACCCCAUGUUCUUCAACCAGCUGAACAGUUUAACGUACACCUACGACUUUUCCUUGAGCGACGAGAUCGACGAUCUGAUCAAACAUGUCUUUGGGUUCGAAAACUGGACCUUCAACUCGAGCCAUUCGGUGUGA
Molecule: messenger RNA, 1962 nt
Organism: Lachancea dasiensis
Lineage: Eukaryota; Fungi; Ascomycota; Saccharomycetes; Saccharomycetales; Saccharomycetaceae
Source: the annotation of a GenBank genome assembly